AUGAGCUGCAAGCUGCGGGAGUUCAUUCGCAACAUUCGCGCGGCCAAGACCGCUGCAGACGAAAGAGCCGUCGUCUCAAAAGAAUGCGCCGAGAUACGGACAGCUUUCAAAGAGGGAGACAGCCGCUACCGUCACCGGAAUGUGGCGAAGGUCCUUUUUAUUUCCAUGCUGGGCUACCCGACUCAGUUUGCUCAGCUGGAGUGUCUGAAGCUGCUGGCGUCUCCGCGCUUUGCCGAGAAGCGUGUCGGCUACUUGGGGUUGAGCUGUCUGCUAGACGAGCAGUCAGAGGUGCUCAUGCUGGCGACAAACAGCAUCAAGAACGACUUGCAGCAUCCGAAUCAGUACGUGAACGGCUUGGCGCUCACCGCUCUAGGCAACAUCGGCACGGCGGAGAUGUGUGGCGCGAUCAUGACUCAGGUCGAGGACCUGCUGCGUUGCAGCAACCCGUUCAUUCGGAAGAAGGCCGCCCUGUGUGGGGUCAGGCUCGUGAAGCGCGUGGAUGACUGCGAGGAGAAACUCGUCGCCUGCCUUCCUGCGCUGCUCGCGGACCGAAACCACGGCGUCCUCAUCUCUGCAUGCGCGCUCAUCACGGCGCUGGUUGAGAAGAACCCCGGUCUCGUGGACGGCUUGCGAUCGCACAUUCAAUCUCUCGUCAAAAGCCUCAAGGCCUGCCUCACAGCGGGCUACGCCCACGCUGCAGAAUACGACAUCGCCGGCAUCACUGACCCUUUCCUCCAGUGCAGACUCCUGAGGGUUCUCGCCCUUCUCGCCAAGGGGGACUCAGCGUCGAGUGCGUCGCUAAGUGAUGUGCUCGCUCACGUCGCAACGAACACAGAAGGAGCUAAGAACGUCGGCAACAGUGUCCUUUACGAAUGCGUUAGGACCAUUAUGACGGUUGAAGAUGAUCCUGGGCUCCGCGUUCUGGGAGUCAACAUCCUUGGAAGGUUCCUCUCCUCUCGAGAACUGAAUGUUAAAUACGUCGCCCUUGGAACUCUUCAGCAAGUUGUCAGAGUCGACAGCAAGGCCGUCAUGCGUCAUCGAGAUAUUCUGCUUGACUGUCUCAAGGACCAGGAUCUGUCUCUACGGCGGCGCGCGGUGGAGGUUAUUUUCUGUCUGAUCACGGACGACAAUGUCCGAGGCUUGGUCAAGGAGCUCCUGAACUUCCUGCUGAUGCUGAACGAUGCGGAAUUCAAGCAGCUCGUCAUCAACAAAAUCGCCGCGGCUGCUCACCGCCACGCGCCAACGGCGCGCUGGCAGAUCGAUACGCUCUUCAAAGUCAUGACCCUAGCAGGCAACUCGGUCGACGACGCGAUCACGUAUUCCUUCGUUGAUUUGGUUGUCUCGACGCCUCCUCUCCACAGCUACGUCGUCCACAAAUUCUUCUUUUCUCUGCAGGACUCUCUCUCGAACAACGCUGCACUCUGGCAGGCCGGCAUGUACUGCAUCGGCGAGUUUGGCGACUUGCUGGUGAAGCCCGAGAAAGACCAUCUGCUGGGGCCGAAUGGCAACAGUGGGAGCGUGACGCAAGAAAUGUUAAGAAUUUCGCCGCGCCAGGUCUCCGACCUCCUCGUGUGUUUCGCUGACCAGUUGCCGUCCCUUCCCCACGCGAAGCGCGUUGUGCUCACGCAGGCCCUUCUGACUGCGGCGGCGAAGCUCGCGUCUCGCCUGCCGUCCGAGCGGGAGAACUUGGUGGCUUUGCUCAAGCGCUUCGAGGCCAGCAGCAGCGUCGAAGUCCAGCAGAGAAGUUUGGAGUACGUCGCGCUCCUGGUAUCCGAAGAAUGGAAAGACAACACGGGCCUGUUCGACCGCAUGCCAGUCUGCGACCCCGCGAAGUUGUCCGCAAGGCGCAGUUUGGGAAGUCUGGGCAGCGUGCCCGCCUCGUCGUCGGGGCUCCUCGCCUCGCGCUCCGGGAGCGUCGAGGGCCUUGGGCCUUCGCCUUCCCGCCCCGUCGGCGAUGUCUGGUUCGACGCCACUGACGUUCCCCUCGACGUGGGCAGUCCUGCGGCUGGGGUCAGCGAGGAGGGGGAGAGCAAGGCGGCGACUCGGGCAUCGAGGGCGCCGCGCGCAGAGGCUGCCGCGGAGGAGAGGCACGCGCAGCGAAAUGGAGUCGAGAGCGGGAGCGCCAAGCCAGCAGGCGGAGAUCUGCUCGAUCUCGACGACCUCCUCAGCCUCGGGUCCUCCCCGCCAGCCGCGGCGGCGCCAGCAGCAGGUGGUGCGCGCGUGGGUGCAUCUGGGAAGUUGGACACUCCGUCGCCAGCUGGAGGCGCCGGGGCUGCGGCGGGGCGGCCGAGUGCCAGCACAAACAUGGACAUUCUCGUCGAUCUUUUGGAAGGCACGUCUGUCUCCUCGGCGCCUCCUCGCGGAACCGUCGCACCUCCAGCGCCGUCGUCCUUGGGCGACGGCGCAGGUCUGUCGGCGAGCCCAGUCGUCGAGUUCAUCUGCUCACGCCAGGGAGGGGGCAGCCCGGGCUGCGCGCUUCCCGGCGAACUUCAGGGGGCAGACGACAGCGCGCGCAUCAGGGCGGAAUUCCGAAAUCGCGGAUGGAAGCAGAUCACGAAUCUUUUAUUCGAGGCUGCCGUGCCCAAGUACCUGAAGCUGACAAUCCGGCCUGCCACCGGGACAAGUGUGCCGCCCAAUGGGGCGGGGGUCGUGACGCAAGACAUGCACGUCUGCUUCGGAGACGGGGAAAUGGCGGGCGGCGCGAAGCCGCUGCUCAUGAAGUGCAGAAUCUCUUUUAACAAAGACGGCGCUCUCGUACAGAAAUUCGUGAAUGUCGCAGACUUUCCAGCGGGACUGCUCGCCUGA
Molecule: messenger RNA, 2805 nt
Organism: Besnoitia besnoiti
Lineage: Eukaryota; Apicomplexa; Conoidasida; Eucoccidiorida; Sarcocystidae
Product: adaptin n terminal region domain-containing protein
Exons: 9
Coding region: 1-2805 (934 amino acids)
Biological process (GO): receptor-mediated endocytosis; Golgi to vacuole transport; intracellular protein transport
Cellular component (GO): Golgi apparatus; AP-1 adaptor complex; membrane coat
Molecular function (GO): clathrin-cargo adaptor activity
Source: RefSeq, a predicted model, not a curated record